AUGCUCGCUUCCAAACAAUCGUCCCCAAGUGCGUACAAACGCCUGCACGACUACGCUCCCUUCCACAUCAUGACCUCGGACUCGUUCCACAAAGUCCUUCAUAACAGACUGGUCAAUACACUCUGUGACAUUUACGUACUCCCAGACGACGACGAGGAGGACGUCCGUCUGCGAUCAGAAACAACCGUCCUCGACCGUGUCCUCGGCCCCGUCUACCAAAAAGUAGACCAGUGGUUAAAGAAGCCGGACGUGAGCUGUCUCGACCUCGGAUCUGCUCGCGGUGACUGGAUUGACCAAAUGGCAGCACGGAAUCCCGGUGCAGAGUUUACCGGCAUCGAUCUCGUUCCUUCCAGGAGACCACCGACGGCUCUCGGCCCUCCGACCGCCACAUUCCAGAUCCGGGAUAUCAAUGCCGGCCUCGAGUCGUUUCAUGGAAUGUACGAUGUCGUACACGCGAGAAAUCUCACGCAAGGGAUUCAACGGUGGAGUUCGUUUAUUGUCGACGCUGCCGACACACUUGUAUCCGGUGGAUUAGCCUUGUUCAUCGAGUGGGAUUACCAAAUAUACAAUGCCUCAAAGAUUCCCUACAAGCCAACCUCACCCACCUAUGAGCCCAACCAACGGGCACCAACGUUCCAAGUCCCAAGAUCCGCUACUCCACAGGUCCCUGCGCUCACCCACUUUCUGAGCUCGGUCAUUCGUGCGAGCUCAAACGCGGGCAGCCACAUUACCGCCGUGCACCACCUAGCUGCAUUUGUCGAGCGAUCACACCAAUUCAAGGACAUUGAAACAAGGGAUAUAUGGAUCCCCGUCAUUCCUGCACCCGGGGCCGAUGCACAAGAACGCAAGACGGCGACAGAGUUCCGAACCGCGUUUGUCGGAUACACAGAGAUCACUAUUGUCCCCAACAUCCCGGACCUGAGGACGAUUCAUCUCCACGCGCGGCAAUGCAGUACGUCUAUCUUUCAUCAUCAUCAUUGGGUGCUUCUUCUGAUACGAACAAACUUUGCGUCCCCUUCUUCGCACCGUCUGCCUCCACCGCAUCAAAAAAAAGAAAUAUUGGCUGUCAAAGUAAACGCGCAUACGACAAACUUUGUACAUCACGACCCCCUCUCCAAUGUGACGAUCAGUAAACCAGACGACAGCUCGGCGUACAGUGCCUAUCCAGAGCUCAAGCGGCGAUUGUAUUCGGCACUCUCAGAGGGUGACGAGGGCGAGUUGUCCAUUGCGAUCCCACAAGAUGUCGCUAUCACACUCUCUCAGCCGCCUCAGACGCAAAAUGCAACUGGAGGACCUUCGACGACAGUGGUAGAAAAGGCUGCAAAGGAGUACAAUCCGUUGGUCGUCCGAAUCGAGUAUGCCCUCAAGGAUCCAGUAGAUGGGCUUCAGUUUGUUUUACCCUCCGACUUGUAUCCAUAUCGUGUUCCCCACGUAUACACCUCCCCCACUUCGCCAGAUGCGGCACGAUGCUGGGUGCCUUGCGUAGACAACCUCUGGGAGAGGUGUACAUGGGAGUUUGAAUUCGUCGUCCCGCGGUCCCUUGAUGCCGAUGGCGAUUCGCUCAAUAGCCCAAACUAUAACGUCGUCGUCGUCUGCAGUGGAGAAUUUCAACAACAAAUCGUUCACCCUACCGACCCAGACAAAGUCAUCUUUCUGUUUGAACAACAGGCACUUACCUCGGUGCAGCAUAUCGCGUGGGCUGCGGGACCGUUUUAUGUCAUGCCAAUUUCGACUGCACAGACGGCCACAACAGCAGCGGCGGCUGCGCUGAGUCGUAUGGACCCCUCGGGAUCUGUCGGCGCGGAUGGGGCAGCGGUGAACAUGGCGGGUCAACCGCGUAUGCAUGCAUUCUGCUUGCCCGGUCAUGAGAGACAUCUUGUCGCGACGGCUGGGUUUCUACCACAAGCCAUGCGACAUUUCAUUCAAGAAGUUGGCUCGUACCCGUUUAGCUCGUUCAAACUCGUCUUUGUAGACGAUUUGGUCCAGCAAAGACAUGAUGGUGCGACCAUGUGUCUCGCAUCGGUUGAUCUUCUUCAUACGGAUGAUGCGAUUGACCCCGUGUUCGAAACGCGCAUCCUGCUCAGUCAGGCGGUUGCCGUGCAGUGGUUCGGGAUCAACAUUUAUCAAAAGACGUGGUCGGAUACGUGGUUGGUCAAUGGGCUGGGAAGCUACAUUACUGCCUCCUUUGUGAGGAAACACUUUGGCAAUAAUGAAUACCGGUUCAGACUCAAAAAGGAUAUCCUCCGCGUUGUCGAUUUGGACGUUGGAGAGAUGCCGCCGAUAUGCCAACCUGGACUAUUGGAGCCGACGGAUCCAGCCUUUAGACAGUUUGUCAAUCUCAAGGCACCACUCGUGCUGCACAUCCUCGAUCGAAGGAUGCACAAGACUGGCACGUCGCAAGGGCUUCAUCGUAUCAUCCCAAAGAUCAUUUUGGAUGCAUUGGAAAACGAGAGCGCGGCCGCUAUCUCGACGCAUAGCUUCCUCCGCAUGUGUAGAAAGACGGCUGGUAUCGACUUUCGUCCAUUUGCCGAGCAAUGGGUCUACGGGAGUGGGUGCCCACGGUUCGCGGUGCGCUCUCAUUUCAACAGGAAGAAGAUGGCAGUCGAAAUGCACGUCAAGCAAGAAUCCCCGGCGUACGAAUUCAACAAAGAGGAUCCGGUACAGCUUGCGCUACUACGGCCCAUGCCCUUUUUCGAUGGUCAAAUGACAAUCCGUAUCCAUGAAGCAGAUGGUACACCAUAUGAACACGUCUUGGAUAUUCGACAACCGUAUAAAAAGUUUGAAGUCCCGUUCAACACAAAGUACAAACGUGUGCGAAGGAACACGAAGCGGUUCAUUGCCCGUCAGCAGGCAGCAGAAGCAGCUGGGAAUCAGGAAACGGCAGAACUGAUUGGUGUGGUGGAUAUGAGUUUUGGAUUGGGGAUUUGGGAAGACGAUGCGAGUCGGGAGGAGUGGAAGGUGGCGGACUGGACCGAGGCAGACGAGGCACACAUGGCGACGGCGACAUACGAGUGGAUCCGACUGGACACGGACAUUGAGUGGCUCACCAAAAUCUCGUUUGAUCAAGAGCCGUUUAUGUGGGUUUCACAGCUCCAGCGAGAUAGGGAUGUGAUUGCUCAAAUCGAGGCUAUUCACGCACUGUCGCGUAUUCCAUCCAAGAUUGUGUCGAGCACAUUCACAAAGACGGUCCUCACUACAACCUACUUCUUCCGUGUGCGAUCCGAAGCAGCUCUCUCCCUAGUUCCGUGUGCUGGUGCGGCCGUGGAGUAUCUUGGGCUCUACCAUCUCUACAAGUUAUUCUUCCGGUACUGUUACGACCCGGUGAACAAGGAGGAUAUUUUUAAAAACGAGGUCGUGCCCAAGGCAAAUGACUUUUCCGACUUUUCCGAAUACUUCCUCCGAAAGGCCCUGAUCACUGCGUUGUCGCAAGUGCGCGUGGAGAACGGAGAGACGGUUCCAAUUGUUCGGCGGUUCCUCAUUGAUCAGCUGAGAUAUAACGACAACUCGACAAACAAUUUCUCUGACUCGUAUUACCUGGCACAUAUCAUCGGUGCUCUUGGCUGCUCACUCGUCUCAACAACUCCGCCGGAACGUGGAGAGCUUCAGGGUGAUCAUAUUCCCAAGAUUGUCGACGACCCUCGGGCGCAAAUCAACAAGGAUAUUCUGGAUGGCGCCAUUGCCGAGGUUGAUCGGUAUCGAGAUAUGGACCGCGUUAUUCCCUCUUGGAGAAAUGCUAUCACGGUGGCGACUAUCGAGUUCAAAGUCAUGCUCAUGAUGGCAAACUGUAUACCUAAUGAUCCCAUCUUCUUCCUGAUGUACACGAGGGAGGGCAAUUCGACACCUGUUCGUAUUGCGGCUUUUGAUGGGCUAUUCCUCAUGAAAUGGUAUCACCCAGAGGUCCUCAAAUACCUCUUGGCGGUCGUCUCUCGCGAUUCUUCUCGUGUCGUGGCGAGGCACGUGGCGAGUAACAUGUGCGAAAGUCUUGCUAUUCAAUUUGUCAUUGGCGAGAUUCGGAUGGCGUCCAAGGAACCUGAGCCAAUUCUCAUCGAAGAAGACGCGACAAAACCAGAAGUGGCCAAGGAGACGAAGAAGAGCGAGACCGACCUGAUGAUCAAGACGCUCCGUAAAGACAAAGAGAUUGGGAAAAAUCAAGUACUCAGGAAAAAUAUUAUGCAGAUGAUGCUCAACUCGGGAUUGGAUCACGAAGUGCGGUGGUCGCUCUUGAAAUUGGCAGACUUGGCAUUCCGAGCUGUCGAAGAGCCGUUACCAAAGAUUACCAUUCAUAUCCCAGCACCCCAAACCCCUGCAGAGAGUCUUCCGAGCAAGAAACUAAAGCUCAACCUCGGAAUCAUGCCUUCCAGUGCUGCUUCACCGCGUGUUGGACCAGAGAGUGCCACACCCAGAAUCGAGGAAGUCCCACCGUCACAACCUGCGCCCAAGUUGGUGCUCAAGCCUCUUCGGGAUCCUUCUGUCGCUCCGGCCACUCCAGCCACCGUGAAGCAAAAGGCCGUACCUAGCUGGGCGAAGAGCGGUCUGACAUCCCAGGAGAAGAAGAUGAUCGAAGCCAUCCUCAAGCGCGUCACCGCUCAUCCCUCGGCGAUUUGGUUCCUGCACCCUGUUGACCCUGUUCGUCAUAAUGCGCCCACAUAUUUCGAUGUGAUUAAGCAUCCAAUGGACCUCUCGACUGUUGCUUCCAAACUCAAGUCCGGGCAGUAUGGGAACCGACAACAGUUCGCCGACGACUUCAAGCUCAUCCUAUCCAACGCCUACCUCUUUAAUCCACCUGUGUGGAAGACUACAGAUGAUGCAGUGGAAAAGGACAAGGCCAGAGUCAAACUCCCUCCCAGGAUAGUAGCGCCACCCAGUGCUACACCUGCGCCUGUACCAGUACCAACCGUUCAACCCCUUCCUCCGCCACCAGCAUCUGGCAAGGAACCAGACCUCGAGCAAGAACUAUUGGCCGCCGCAGAUAUUCCAGGGGAUGAUGAAGAUGCGCCGUUUGACGAAGAUGUAGAUGCACUAUUGCUCGGUUCGACGUCUACUUCUAUUCCAGAGGCACCAAAGAUCAAAGUGAAGGCCCGGCGUCCAGCGCCUGACCUCGACUUUGAUGAAGCGGACGACCUUGAAGCGGCGUUGCUUGAUGCAGCAGAUGCCUCGUCAUCUAGAAAGGUUUCUGAGCCUCCACGAAAAGCCACGCCGCAGUCUGACACCCAUGUCGUCCCUCAUCCCAAGUUCAAAGUCUCACUUGGCUCCUCACACGUUCGUAGCACAACGCCAUCGACUACACCACCUCAACCUUAUGUGUCGACUACACCCGCGACAGAGUACACGCGGCCAGCACCCAGGCCGGAGACCUCGUACGCAACUGCUGGUGGGAGCACACCUGAUCAUUCUUCGUCAUCUCGAAAGCGAGCGGUAGACGUCGACGAUGCGUCUCAAGUACCCAUCGAUCCCGCGAAAUGCAAGGCCCUCUUGCAGAAAUUGGCAGAUGUUCCUCAUGGAUGGAUCUUCCUCAACCCUGUGAACUCGACACUUCCUGGUCUUGAAACAUACUAUGAAGAAAUCAAGCACCCUAUGGACUAUAGCACAAUGAGGCGCAAGUUGGACAAGAAGCAGUAUGCUACCAUGGAAGACUUUGCAGAUGACUUGCGACUCGUUUACGCGAAUGGCCGCCAGUUCAAUGCAGCCGCUCCUGAUAUCCUGGAUUUGAUUGAUACAAUAGAAGCCCUGUGGAAGAAGGAGUGGCCCAGCAUGCUCAAGCGCAAGAUGCCUGCCGAAUUGAAGCGGCAGCUCGCCCAGGCACUUAACCAGCUCAAGGCGGAGGAUGUAAAUAUGAUCUUCCACUUCCCGGUGGAUCCCAUUGCACUCGGUAUUCCUCACUACUUUGAUGUCAUUGCGAGGGAAGACGCUAGAGACUUGAGCACCAUCAAGGCAAAGCUCGACAAGGGCGGAUACCAAACCGCCGAACAAGUUCACCGAGAUGUCCGUCUCAUGUUCUCAAACGCUUACAAGUUCAACGGUAGAGACUCGCCGGUAUCAAGUGUUGCUGCGGCUCUGGAGGCUAGCUGGAACCGACUUUACAACAGAGCGCGUGCCGCAGCCGAGGGUAACAGCAACAAGAAACCACGUCUAGCAUAA
Serendipita indica DSM 11827 is the source of this 6138-nucleotide messenger RNA. The record is from the annotation of a GenBank genome assembly. NCBI's taxonomy places the organism in Eukaryota, Fungi, Basidiomycota, Agaricomycetes, Sebacinales, Serendipitaceae.